UAAAAAAUAGAGGAAAGUUUCAGCAUAUGACACUAUCUGUAAUCGAAGGUUAGAAUUACAAGUGAACACAACUUUAUCUCAUUUCUCAACCAUACAACUCACACCAUUCAUCCCCUGCCUAUUAUCUUUCAAAACAAAAAACAUCUACCUCAUUCUCCACUAAGCAUUGCUAAAUUUGUUGAAUUAUCACCAAAAAGGAACAGAACAAAAAUGUUAGCCUCUGCUAGCUUAAAUUGUGGAGGAGCAAGAUGGUACAAUGUUCAAGAACAAAGAAGGAAGAAGAUGAUAGCUAAUGUUAGAAGUAAAAGGGUAGUGAGGUGCAGUUUGGGGAUAGGAGAUUUCAUUGGUGGAGAUUUGGUUAAAUUUGAUAUUGGACGUUGGCUUUCAGAUGUUGAACAACAUAAAGCACUUGCAAUAUAUACUCCUCAUGAAGGUGGUUAUGAAGGACGUUAUUUGUCACGUCUUCAACGUCAAGGUUACUAUUUUCUUGACCUUUCAGCUCGAGGUCUUGGUGAUCCUGAAACUACUCUCACCAAAGUUCACCCUGUUUGUCCUGCUCAUUUAGGAAAGCAACCAAUAGCAAGAUGGUAUUUCCCACCAGAAGUUGAUUACAGAUUGGAAGCAUUACCACCAAAUGCUAAAGGACUCGUGGUUUGGAUUAUUGAAGCCAAGGUUCUCUCCAAGGCAGAACUGCAAUUCCUUGCUCUGCUGCCUACACUAAGGCCUAAGGUCAGGGUCAUUGCUGAAUGUGGAAAUUGGAGAAAGUUUAUGUGGAAGCCAUUAAGUGAAAUUGCUGGACUAACAACUAGUCAGGAGGCUUGAUGAUGAUGAUGAAGCAUUGCUACUUAUCAUUGAUGAUUAAUUUUCCAACCAAAUAAGAACUUCCAAUUGGAGGCAAAAAGAUUUAUAAGGAUAAAUGAAGUUCAUUUGUAAAUAAUUAGAUCUGUCACAAUGAUGAGUGAUAUAUAUGUACAUUCUCCAUCAAAGAUGGUAUUUAGGAAAUUCGAUUUCAACAAAACUUUUGUAAUAUAUUUAACUAUUGCACUUAUCAUGCAUGGACUGUGUUUCAUUGCUGAAGGAACGUUGACAAAGUUA
This is a messenger RNA of Cicer arietinum (chickpea), 1095 nucleotides long. Its product is annotated as NAD(P)H-quinone oxidoreductase subunit N, chloroplastic. Gene Ontology annotation, cellular component: membrane. The record is from RefSeq and is a predicted model, not a curated record. Gene Ontology annotation, molecular function: oxidoreductase activity, acting on NAD(P)H, quinone or similar compound as acceptor. NCBI's taxonomy places the organism in Eukaryota, Viridiplantae, Streptophyta, Magnoliopsida, Fabales, Fabaceae.